AGAAACAUUUAUCCCUUCCGACACUGCAGACCACCUUAUCCAACCCCUUUCAUAUUUUUUCAUUAGAAAAACUACCUUUUUGAAGCUGCUUCUUCAGUUUCAGUCACAAGCCCCUAUCUUAAAUAAUGGCUUCUCUUUUCCUCAAGAUGGUUUCAAUUCCACCAAGAACAACAAUCUCAAGCACAAGAACAAGAACAAGGGUGCCUUCAGUUCUACCUUUCAAGCUUCAGCACUUCCUGUCUCAUUCGCUGCCAGCAGCAUCCACAGCAAGAUCCAUGGAGACUCCCAAAGCCGCGGAAUUUCCCUCCGGAUUAGACGAAUCCACUGAGCAAGACUACGCUUCUCAGUCCAACCUCCUCCGAGAGUUUGUCUCCAUCCCCUCCAUCGACACCGCAUGCCUCCUCAAAUCUCCUCGCUCUGAUUCCGAGUCCCAAGCAAUGUUCGCCGUAAGCCAGCCCAACCUGGUUGCUAACAAGAAGAGGAAGUUCAUUCUCUCCUCCACCAUUCUCAACACCGGCACCUCCCCCACCUUUCACUGGUCUCCCUUCCCUGUCGAGAUGUCCGGUGUCUCCGCCAUGAUCCCUUCUCCUUCCGCUUCCAAGCUCCUUAUCAUUCGCAAUCCCGAAAACAACGAAAGCGCUACUCGCUUCGAGCUUUGGACCUCCUCGCAACUCCAACGAGAGUUCCAAGUCCCCCAAUCAGUUCACGGCUCUGUCUAUACUGACGCCUGGUUUGAGGGAAUUUCUUGGAACUCCGAUGAAACACGUGUGGCGUAUGUGGCUGAAGAGCCAGCUCCUGCAAAACCCUCCUUCAAUGAUCAGGGCUAUAAGAAAGGUGCUUCCAACGAUAAGGAUUGUGGCACAUGGAAAGGUCAGGGAGAAUGGGAGGAGGACUGGGGAGAAACGUAUGCCGGAAAGAGGCAGCCAGCACUUUUUGUCAUCGAUAUCACCAGGUUCCUUAUUACAGGUGGCGAUGUGCAAGCUGUCAAAGGAAUUGACAAAUCUUUGAGUGUUGGCCAAGUUGUUUGGGCUCCAUCAACCAAAGAAGGCUCAGAAAAGUAUUUGGUUUUUGUUGGAUGGUCAUUUGAGACAAGAAAGCUUGGUAUCAAGUACUGCUAUAACAGGCCUUGUGCAUUAUAUGCGGUUAAAGCACCACACCCUCACUCAAAAGCUAAUGAAGCUGAGAUUCACUCAACCGAAGAUAUCCAGGCACUCAAGCUUACUGAAACCAUAAGUAGUGCCUUCUUUCCACGGUUCAGCUCAGAUGGCAAGUUUCUUGUAUUUUUAUCGGCAAGAAGUUCAGUUGACUCUGGAGCCCACUCUGCUACAAAUUCUCUUCAUAGACUUGAUUGGCAUACUGACAUGAAGCAGUACAUAUCUGCAAAAGUUUAUGAUGUGAUUCCAGUUAUGAUGUCUGCUGAUGAUGGCUGCUUCCCUGGGCUUUACUGUUUUAGUAUGCUUAGAGAUCCAUGGCUUUCCGAUGGCUACACCAUGAUUAUACAAUCUAUCUGGCAUAGCAAUCAAGUCUUAAUUUCUGUCAAUGUGUUGAGUGGAGAGAUAUUACGCAUCACCCCUGCCGACUCAAAUUUCUCCUGGAGUCUCCUUAGCUUGGAUGGGGAAAAUAUUCUUGCUGUUUCUAGCAGUCCUGUAGAUAUUCCACAGCUCAAGUAUGGAACCCUUGUUAAGAAGGAGAAAGAAACUGGUAAUAGUGAAUGGAGUUGGUUAGAUGUAUCAAAUCCCAUAUUCAAAUGCUCAGAUAAGGUUACAUCUUUGCUGUCCUCUCUCGAGUUCAGUAUAAUGAAGAUCCCGGUUAAGGAUGGUUCUGAAAGCCUAACAAAAGGUGCAAACAAACCUUUUGAGGCUAUUUUCGUCACAUCAAAAUCCAAGAAAAGUGACGCAUGCGAUCCUCUAAUUGUGAUCCUUCAUGGAGGACCACACUCUGUCUCAUUAUCGGGUUUUUCAAAGUCCUCUGCCUUCCUUUCUUCACUUGGAUAUAGCUUGUUGAUUGUAAAUUACAGAGGCUCCAUAGGAUUUGGCGAGGAAGCUUUACAAUCUCUUCCGGGCAAAGCUGGAUCUCAGGAUGUCAAUGAUGUUCUCACUGCCGUUGAUCAUGUCAUUAGCUUGGGACUUGCAAGUUCUUCAAAGAUUGCAGUGCUCGGUGGUUCACAUGGCGGCUUCCUGACAACCCACUUGAUUGGCCAGGCACCAGAUAAGUUUAUUGCUGCAGCUGCCAGAAAUCCAGUGUGUAACCUUGCACUGAUGGUUGGUACAACCGAUAUCCCUGAUUGGUGCUAUGUCGAGGCUUAUGGAACCUCGGGUAAAGAUAGGUUCACGGAAGCGCCAUCAGCAGAAGAUCUGGCUCUAUUUUAUAGCAAGUCUCCUAUUUCACAUCUCUCAAAGGUGAAAACGCCGACGCUUUUCCUAUUAGGUGCGCAAGAUCUACGAGUUCCAAUUUCGACUGGACUACAAUAUGCCCGGGCUUUAAGGGAGAAAGGAGUAGAAGCUAAAGUCAUAUUGUUUCCCAAUGAUGUUCACGGUAUUGAAAGGCCACAAUCUGACUUUGAAAGUUUCCUUAACAUUGGGGUUUGGUUCAACAAAUAUUGCAAAUAAGCUCCAUUUCUAACCUAAUUGUAUCAUAUGGUUUGGUGAAUAUUCAAAUACUAAGUGGCAUGCUGUAUUUUAAUUAAGGAAAGAGGGGAACGCAUAAUCACAUUGUGUUUCUCGAUUAGCAUCAAUACAAUUGGGUUAGAAAAAGUGCAGGGCAUUCUCAAAUAUAAUAAAUUUUACAUUAUUUAUGAUAUUUAUUUGAAAUAUUGUUCAAGAUUUAUCUUU
This is a messenger RNA of Arachis duranensis, 2831 nucleotides long. Its product is annotated as acylamino-acid-releasing enzyme. The coding region runs from base 126 to 2609 and encodes 827 amino acids. The transcript has 17 exons. Lineage: Eukaryota; Viridiplantae; Streptophyta; Magnoliopsida; Fabales; Fabaceae. Gene Ontology annotation, molecular function: serine-type endopeptidase activity. The record is from RefSeq and is a predicted model, not a curated record. Gene Ontology annotation, biological process: proteolysis.